AUGAUAGCAGGACGCGCGAUUCCGGUUCGCGCGCAGCGAACUGGCCUGCCGACAACAAAGGAACACGUUGGCAAUAAACAAGACUUGUUGUUAAAUGCUCCAUCUCCAUGCAGUAGCAGUGACAACAACAAACGCAGGGACAUCGUCAACCUAGUAAAAAAGCACUGGAAAUGUGGUUAUGUUGAGUGCAGUGCGAGGUACAACUGGAGGAUUGUAGCAGUGUUCAAGGAACUGAUGAAGACUAUAGAUUCAAUGGAGGCAGUUGGAGGUCAACAAGUCUGCUCACCCAUGAUAGACAACAUUCACGAUGCUCUCGACAGAAACAAGUGCGUCAUUCUGUGAAUCACCAUCCUUCAAUUACACCUACAGCUUUAUACUCCGUACAAAAUUACUUCAGACUGGAAGGAAUUUGCGGCGCAGAGAAAUGGAGGAAGAUCAGCCAAUUACAGUGAUGGAUAAAGUCAUAGGAAGAAGCGCGCAGUUGCCAAUUUGUCGAUCAGACUCAGUAGACUGAGCGCUUCCAGAGAGGAAACAUCCGUAUGCAUAUCAUGAGCGCUUGAAUACUCACUAGAAAUUAGAGAACGCUGGCCGGUUCAAAACGGUAACAUAGCCGCCGUUGUAUCUCUGCCGCUGUAUGCCUUCUCUGCUACGCAUGUCCAUUCCAAGUAAGAAGUAAUUUAGUACAGAUUAUAGGUGAGUUCCGAGGACUACCAGGAAGCGAUUUUCGAAUUCAUACAAAAUAAUAUGUAGCGGAGUCGCCUCCGGGUGGUCACCCGUCCAAUGAGAGUAGCAGAUGCAUGAAUCUUAACUUAUAUGAGCUAUAACAUAUGUGUGCUGUUGUACUAUGAUUUACUCUAUUUAUGUGUUUCCAGGUAUACUUGAAUUUUUCUAGAGAUUUAACUUGAUGGAGGACAAAAUAAUAAUAAUAGAGAUUGGCAGUUUAAUUUAUAUGUGAUAGUAUCGUGCAAUAAUUUCUUCCACAUUUAUGCGUUACAAAAAAGGUUGGUUAUAGAAUGAUACAAAUACUGAUCGAUUCAAAGUUAUUAUGUUUUCAAGUAGGUACCGGUAUGCAAGUCUAUAAUGUCAUAUUUGGAAAUAUUAUUUCGGAUUAGAUUGUUUAAACUGGUAUCGUUGUGUAAUUUAUCUAGAAUUAAUACUGUUAUUUAAAAAUAUUCAUUAUUCAAAUAUUAUUUGUUAACAUGUAAUAGGCCUAUAAAUAUUCAUAAGAUUUUUUACCAAAAUAGAACUAUUGAGACAUGGGCUGAUUAAUGUUGAACAUGAUCGGUAACUGAUUGAUUGAAAUACUGCAUUUACAGGUAAGAACUGCGAGACUUUUGUAUUUUGAAGAUCUAUUAUCCGCUAUAAACAUAGACUUUUAUUUUCUAGAUUGUAAUAUUCGAUAACUAGAAUAGUCACCAUCUAUAUUAAUAAAGAUAAUGAUCUAACUAUAUUAUUAUCAGCAAUAAAAUUCAUCAUAUAUUAUUUGAAAGUUUGAAAUUUCCAAUUAUGGAUCAAAAUAUGUGGUUUGAAAUAAUGUAAAAUGGAAAUUUCCAUUCUAACCCACAUUAUUGUGGGCUCCAUUAUAUUGGAAACAUUCUUCUGGAAUCUGAUCUGAUUAGGCCUAUGUGAAUAUCUAUGAAUUAAAAAUAUUGACAAAUUAAAAUUAGUGGU
Molecule: messenger RNA, 1671 nt
Organism: Nilaparvata lugens (brown planthopper)
Lineage: Eukaryota; Metazoa; Arthropoda; Insecta; Hemiptera; Delphacidae
Product: ras-like protein family member 10B
Exons: 3
Coding region: 1-342 (113 amino acids)
Source: RefSeq, a predicted model, not a curated record